Sphaeroforma arctica JP610 is the source of this 2131-nucleotide messenger RNA. RefSeq lists its product as hypothetical. The transcript has 7 exons. The coding region runs from base 1 to 1131 and encodes 376 amino acids. The record is from RefSeq and is a predicted model, not a curated record. Lineage: Eukaryota; Ichthyosporea; Ichthyophonida.
AUGCAUGAACCUGCCCUCAAUUGCCAGUUGGAGAAUGAACGGAUCAAAGUCGCUGCACGAGAUGAGGAGCUGUCGUUCUUGAAGAAGGCUACUCCCGCGGUGGUGACAGAUGAGGAAGGAGGCGAGUUGAUCAUCAACACUCUGUUGAGAAAAAUCGAACAACUCAAGAAGGAGAAGGAGUCAUUGAUUGUGUCCUUGGAACAAGAGGAAGAGCACAUCAGCAACGGCCUUCUAGUUAAACUGGAAAAGGUGAAGAAGGAGAAGAUUGAAAUGGAGAAUCUGCUGGAACAAGAGCAGGAGUUCAUUGUCAAUCGGUUGCAGAAGCAGAUCGAGGCCAAGCAGCGAGUGAGCAACAAUCUGGAACUGCAGAUCCAGCAGAUGCGCAAAGAAAAGGGCGAUAUGGAGAAUGCUCUCGAACAGGAAGCGGAGUUCAUGGUCAAUCGCCUGCAAAAGAAACUGGAAAAUAUGGAGCAGGAGAGAACGGAACUGAAGAAGCAAUUGUCGCAGGGCUCAUCCACCACCAGUCUCAACAACCUGGCGGGUUCUGCUUCGGGAUUUUCCUCGGACGGGUUCACGAGUGGAGAUGUGAAUGAAGAAGUGAAGCGACUGCGCCAGGCACUGCUGGACAAUGAGGAGCAGCAGAAAAAGCAUCUGGCUGAGUACGAGGCCGAACGACACAAACUGCAGUGCGACAAUACUCAUCUGCAGCAAUUAUUAGAACGUGAGAAGGAACAGGUGGGUACACUAUCUCGCAAUAUGACUCGGCUGGAGUUGGAGAUGGAGCAGGAAGAGGAGAAGCAGUUCAACCUGCUCACAUCGCCAACCAAUGUGCGCAAGCAAUUGGGCAACGGUGCGCAACUGCCGUCGCACAAGGGCUCUCUGGGCGAAGUGCCAGCGCCUCGUCUGCUGCGCAUUAACUCCACUGGACAGCCAGGGCCAACAGACAGAAUUCGCACCCGCAGCAUGAGUGAGGACAUGCCCCUGCAGAUCAUGCAGCCCGGCACCAAAUGGUGGGCGCACCGCAGUGGCAGCACAAGCUCUGCCAACGUCUCCGCAAAUGAGCUGCAGCUGCCCGUCGACUCCUCUACGCCCAAUGCCGCUGGCUCCACCGAUACUCCUCAAUCCUCGUGAGAGUAGAGAGCUACAUCCUAAACAUGGAGCGCCGUUUAUAUCCGCUGGUUGUCGUACAACCUUGCGAUGUUUCCUUUCUUGAUGAGCCGAGAGUUAGAUCUGCUGAGAUAGACUUAUACGCACGGCCCCUAGUGGACCCGGCAGUGUGCUACGGAGUGUGCUAUCGUAUUUUGCCUCUGCGUUGAAUCCUCCCGUCCUGAAGUGCAUGUACUACCGCGUUCUCUGUAGUUCGACGGUAUGUAGUGGCCGAGCAGGUGAGCAUGGACCUCCUCGGGAAAAAAAAAGUUUCUACUACUAAGUGCUUUCGGUCAUCGUCAUCGUUAACUUAGGAUUGUAUGCAGAGAACCACCUACUGUGCUUCAUCCAGUUGUUACCUAUCGGCACAAGUUGAAGUAUCUUCCGUAUUAUGGCUCUGUGAUGAUCUCAAGGUGCGCGCAAUCGCUACAGCACGCUCGCACGAGUUCCGGAGAGAUGACGCUCCGUGUAAUGUGUACAGUUGCAGUAGGUACACCCAAUUCUGAACUCUCGAUCACCUACGGCUUUCUUAGAAUUCACGGCACACAUGUUGUCUGUGCUGCAACUAUUGCCUGCGGAGACUUUCGGAUCGAUCGUAUUGUCGUAAAUCAAUGUCAUAUAUAUACGUAUUUUGCUGCAUAUAUAGAAAAUUGCGGAUAGUGCGUUUGAAACUGAAGAACAUUUGUUGACCCUCUGAUCGGGGGUCAGGUCCAGUUUGAGUGCGUGUGAGUAUAGAGGUAGCCAUCACAAAUCUUGCAGAAAAUAUGCUUGCUUAUGUCGUCAAUGUGCUAUUUGCAGGAGACGGUAUCGCUGGGUAGCUUUGAUUACAACACAUGUAUGUCCCGAUACUUGCGGACUGGAUGUCUGUUUUUUUUCAUGUGAUCACAGCUCACUGAUUCGUGUUACCAAAUCGCAAUCGAAUAAAGCCAAGGAAUCAUUGCAACAUGGUUGUUUACAUUCAUUGCAGAAGAGCCGUGUACGCGAA